AUGUAUACCGCCUCCGGAUUUUCAGAUCCCCUUGUCUCCGAUACCCCGCUGCCCUUCGACGAGCUAUGCACGCGCAUCAAUGACCGCAUAGUCACGUUUCUCGACGCGACAGAUGUGUCUGAUCGCGUCAAGAAUGUGCAGGAGCAGACGCGAACCUCGCUGAGGGUCAUAGGAGAGGCUCUGGAGAAGUACAGGCGGGGUCUUACGCAGACCCCAAAUCCCUCGUCCAGCAUCGAAACCGCCGUACAAUGCGUGUACAUACAGGACGCACAUCCCUUUCCCGAGGUCGAGGAGUUCGUCGCGCAUAGUAGCAAGAUAUAUUGGCUCGCCUUGCUAGAAUACGCGAAACCCAUGAAGGCUGCCUUCGCCGACUACUUGAAAGACACGCCAUCUGUCAAGGCGAUCCUGGUGGGGACACGGCGGACGGAUCCGCAUGGCCAACAUCUGAAGUUCUUUGACCCGACCGACUCCGGGUGGCCAGCCUUUGUGCGGAUACAUCCUGUCAUAGACUGGCACUAUGUGGAUAUAUGGACCGUACGCGCAAUACACACACUGUAUGAUAUGCUUACUGACUUCUUCAGUUUAUACGUUUCCUCAACAUACCUUACUGCUCACUAUACGACCGCGGAUAUACCUCGUUAG
Molecule: messenger RNA, 642 nt
Organism: Alternaria ethzedia
Lineage: Eukaryota; Fungi; Ascomycota; Dothideomycetes; Pleosporales; Pleosporaceae
Exons: 2
Coding region: 1-642 (213 amino acids)
Biological process (GO): FAD biosynthetic process
Molecular function (GO): FMN adenylyltransferase activity
Source: RefSeq, a predicted model, not a curated record